UAUCCAAUUGGCUGUAAACAGGAAUUGUUCGAUUGUUUCUUCUCUUCCCUUUCUCCGCGUAAUUCAGCCACUGAACUCGGUGGCGGCUCACUGAGUCUUCCUCGUCGGAAACGAGUCCACAGCCAUGGGAGAACCAGAAUAUGAACAACAGCAUCAAAAUGAGCAGAAAGAGUUCGCUGACGGUGGAAAGAGAAAGCUGGACGCUUUCGAACUCGCCAAACAGAGAGCUCAAGAAAUUGCGUCUCGAAUUGCUAGUGACGCUGAUCCGAAACGCCCUCGAAUCGUCACUGAAAACUCGUCAGAGCCUUCAUUUUCCUCAAGUUCUGUGUCUGCCCCUCCCUCUUUCCCUGUUCCCUUUGCUGCCCAACCAAGUCUGUAUUCACAAGGCACAAGUAAGAAGAUUACAAUUCCUAAUGGCAAGGUUGGUGUGGUUAUAGGGAAAGGAGGAGAAACGAUAAAACAUAUUCAACUUCAGUCAGGGGCUAAAAUUCAGAUUACCAAGGACCAAGAUGCUAAUCCCCAUUCUCUAACAAGGGAUGUGGAGCUGAUGGGUACUUCAGAACAAAUUAGCAGGGCUGAAGAACUGAUCAAUGAUGUGAUUACAGAGACAGAUGUAGGGGGCUCUGGCUCAUCUGCAGUUCAUGGAUUAAAUACAAAGCAAUCUGGAGCUGAACAGUUUGCAAUGAAAGUCCCUAAUGACAAGGUUGGAUUGCUCAUUGGCAAGGGUGGUGAAACCAUAAAGUACAUGCAAGGCAGAUCAGGGGCCCGUAUGCAGAUUAUUCCCCUCCACCUUCCUCCUGGUGACACAUCAGCAGAGAGAACAGUAUAUAUAAAUGGUUCAACAGAACAGAUUGAGACAGCCAAAGAAUUAGUUAAUGAUGUAAUCAGUGGGAAACGUAUUAUAAGCCCAUCUGAAUCCAAUAGCUAUGCACAGCCAGUUUAUCCUGCUGCUAGUAACUGGGUCCAGCCAGGACAACCUACUGUGCAACAACAGCCCCAAUAUGGGUAUGCUCAACCAGGAACCCAACCUACACCCUCUUCUUACUAUGGCAACUACACCCAGCAACCAUCUUGGGAUCAGUUGAACCCAGCAACCAUGUCUCAAACACCUCAGCAAACGACUGGAUAUGGUUACUAUGGACAACCUCAAAUGGGAUCAGAUCCUCUUAAUCCUAGCUAUAGCUACAAUCAGACACCUCCUGUUGCCAGCAAAACUUAUGAUCAUAGCUACAGUCAGCAGACAAUAAGCUAUGGACAAAACAUUCCUACUCCAACACAAGAACAACAGACGACAUAUGGAAAUUCAAGUUAUGGGUAUGCUACUGUAUCAUCUCAACCAGAUGGGGCAGUUUCCUCCCAAUCAACUCGAGUGGCACCAUCUGCAUAUCCACCUACUGCUUAUAGUCAAUCAGUGGCCAAUCCUCAAACAUACUGGAAUUCUUCAAGCUACACUGGACAGCAACCACAAACGGUGUAUGAUCAAACAGGGUACUCCCAAACUUAUGGAGGGCAAACUGCUUAUGGAGGGAUGCAACCAGGCCAAGUCCCUCCCCCAUCAACUUGGCCAAUUUAUGGACAAGGCGGAUAUCCUCUUCCGGAAUCUGCUGCAGCAGCAAAUUAUGUUCAGGAGACACAACCCCAGUCACAGCCAUCAAACAAUGGUCAUUCACAGUCAUUGGCUUAUGGAGCUGAAACUCAUGAUGGGAAUUCAAAUCCUGCUGUGCAGGAAGCAGUUCCUUCUCAAAGCUGAAUUUCAAGCUGUUUGAAGGGGUUGCUGGGCAGCUGUGCUUCCUGUGUUGUUAUCCGGUCCUCUGUCUCCUGGUAAUUCUAUUUCCAAUGUUCAUAGCUGUUUAACCAUGAAGUUUCAAAGCCUUGGGUUGGAGGAUAUUGCUAUGGCUCGUAUGGUUCUGUCGUGAUUGUGGAAGUGCAGAAACAUGUUUGGAAUGGAUUUGAUUCGUCAGUCCCUCAGCUUGUUAAUAUGGUAUCUUCUUUGCUUCAUAGCUGGCGGUCUGCCCAUGUUGAUGUUCAUGUCCAGUGUAGUAUGUUUGGUAAUGUAGGGGCUGUUCAUGGAAUGCUUUAUGGACAAAACCACCUGUUGGGUUAUCUCAAGUGCAACACGGAUGCUGCUUUGUUCAGUGGUGCCUAGAAGCUUGGAGCUGGUUGGAUUCUUAGGGACAAGAAUGGGGCAGUUGUUGCAGCUUGCCAAGUUCUGCUUUCUGGACCAAUGUUAGUAGAUCAGCGAACGCUACCCAUUUAUUGACAGUGACAGCGCAUUCUGUGUCUAGUCUUGAAGCAUGGGGUGCUGCCCUUCCUGAUUUGAUUGUAGCUGCUGCUUUAGUUGAUCUUUCGAAUGAAAUUCUUUUCUCCGUCAAAGAAAAAUCUCGUUGUUGACUGGUUGAUAUCGGACUCGAUGCAUGAGUGAUUUUCUCCAUAUAUUGAACCUUUUUCCAAAGAUAUGACAAUUUCUUUGUCUUCUUAUGAA
Molecule: messenger RNA, 2482 nt
Organism: Hevea brasiliensis (rubber tree)
Lineage: Eukaryota; Viridiplantae; Streptophyta; Magnoliopsida; Malpighiales; Euphorbiaceae
Exons: 8
Coding region: 125-1750 (541 amino acids)
Biological process (GO): regulation of gene expression
Cellular component (GO): cytoplasm
Molecular function (GO): mRNA binding
Source: RefSeq, a predicted model, not a curated record